Perca fluviatilis (European perch) is the source of this 2246-nucleotide messenger RNA. RefSeq names its product dystrotelin (gene dytn). NCBI's taxonomy places the organism in Eukaryota, Metazoa, Chordata, Actinopteri, Perciformes, Percidae. Gene Ontology annotation, biological process: synaptic signaling. The record is from RefSeq and is a predicted model, not a curated record. The transcript has 17 exons. Gene Ontology annotation, cellular component: plasma membrane. Bases 379 to 2181 code for a protein of 600 amino acids. Gene Ontology annotation, molecular function: calcium ion binding; zinc ion binding.
UAGCAGCAGACGUGAUGACGCGCACCUGGACGUAAUCAGUCCCAGAAGGUAAACAGCAGCAGAGCGGCGAACCAUCACGUCAUAGUGUGUUGUGUUUCCAGCAUCUUUCAGGUCACAGAUGAUCCAGCAGAGGGCAGUGUACCGCCUUCUGUCUGCUGCUGCUGCCUUCAAGUCCGUCAGGAAACAUCACAUCCAUGUUUCACUCAGGUGUGAUGUGUGUGUGUGUGCGUCUCUGACAGGUGUGAUGUGUGAGUGAUGUCAGCUCUCUGCCAGCUGCUGAUUGGUCCACAGACAGCAGAUGAUGAAAACUGAAACCUUCAUUCAUAAUUCAGGAGCUGCAGUUUGUCUCUUAAACUCAGACAGGCUGACGACCUCAACAUGGAGUCAGACAGCCCCGAAGGUGAGACCUGUCUCAGUGUCUCCAGAGUCUCCGUGAAGCUCCUGUCUCUACAGAGACUCUGUCACCUGGACGUGGUGUAUGUUCGCCACAUCACAGCGGCCUUCCUCCCGCAGCAGGAAGUGAGGCUGGACAGACAGGAAGUGAGCCAGACUCUGAACAGGAUGUUCCACAGCGUCUCACAGGAAGUAGAAGGUCAUGUGACCGAAGAGGCCGCCGAGGAGACGUGCGUUCUGAUGUUCACUCUCUACGACCGGGGUCAGUCUGGUUUUAUUUCGGCUGCUUCUCUUCAGACGGCUCUGAUUUCUCUCUCAACUGAAACUCCUCUGCUCAAAUACACAGCUCUGCUGAGUGUUGCAGAGGACGGUUCAGGGUCAGUCAGCCGCUCUGGACUCAGAUCUCUACUGCAGGACCUCAGCCUGGUGGUCCAGGAGGACAGCAGAGUAUUUGGAAGCGUGGAGGCGGCGCUGACCUCGUGUUUUAACAAGGUGACGUCGCCCACGGCGACCGUGGGACAUGUGUUGUCAUGGCUGCGGAGCGAACCGCGCCUGUUGCUAUGGUUACCGGCUCUUCACCGCCUGUCCGUCAGUCAGAACGUCCGGCACGCCGUCCGCUGCCACGCCUGCAAGAUCCGACCAAUCACAGGCCUCCGGUACCGCUGUAUGAAGUGUGUGAACAUCCAGAUGUGUCAGAGCUGUUUCCUGACCGACAAACACAAAACUCACCAUCCUAUCAGAGAGCUCCUCACACAGCCGACCUGGAGAGAGUCUCUGUCCUCGUUCGUGCACACCGCCCGUCACCGCCUGUUGCCGCGGCGACCCAGGAAGAGGGCAGGGUCAGAGACUCAGGACAGAGAUGUUUCCCAUGAUGCAUCACUGCGAGAUGUUUCCCAUGAUGCAUCGCUGCGAGAUGUUUCCCAUGAUGCAUCGCUGCGAGAUGAUUCCCAUGAUGCAACGCUGCGACCACCAUCCUGCUCGUCCAUAGCUCUGCAGACAGAUGAUGUGACGCCGCCGCAGCUGCAGGCGUCCGUUCUGAUGACUGAAGUCAGAAACCUGCAGAGAGACAGAUGGCUGAUGGAGCAGCAGCUGCAGGCGUUUCGGCUCACCGUCCAAUCAGAGCAGGGCAUCCUGGAGGACAGGUGCUCGGACAUGGAGGUUACCAUGGAAACGCUGAGAGAACACAACAUCCGUCUACAGCGAACCCUCUCUCAGGCUCUGAACAAGAUGGAGGCUCAACAUCACGCCGACAACACGCCACAGAGCACCAACACGGUGACCAUGGCGACCACGGAGGACACGGUGACCAUGGCUACCACGGAGGACACGGUGACCAUGGCUACCACGCAGAGAGAAACCUUCACGCUGACUUCAGACUCUGAGAGAAACACAGAAGAAGAAGAAGAGUUUCUGAAGACAGAGGACGAGUGGAGCGAGGAAGAACUACAAACUCCAUCUCCCACGAUGCACCGGGACGUGUCUCCGUCACAUGACUCCCCCUGUGGAGAGGAAGAGGGGGCGGAGCUACAGGCAGAAGGGGUGGAGCUACAGGAAGGAGAGGACAGCAGCUGUGUGGCUGAAGCAGAGGAUUCUGGGACAUGGAGUCUAGAGGAGCUGCUGCACGAGACCGUGGAGACACUGAAGACAGAGCUGCAGACAGACAGAAGGACAGAGAGACAGACAGGUGGGAGGAAGGGGGCGGAGCUUCUGCAGGCGGCCAAUCAGGUGGGAGACUCUCUUCACUGGCUGGCGGUCGCCGUGACAACAGACACACAGUUUGGGUUAUAAAAAGCGUUUAUUGUCACCAUGGAUACUUAAAUACAGACGGUAAAUAAUAAAAUAAUUCAUCAUCA